Messenger RNA from Venustampulla echinocandica, 3012 nucleotides. RefSeq lists its product as uncharacterized. The transcript has 10 exons. Gene Ontology annotation, cellular component: nucleus. Gene Ontology annotation, molecular function: zinc ion binding; DNA binding. Bases 1 to 3012 code for a protein of 1003 amino acids. The record is from RefSeq and is a predicted model, not a curated record. Lineage: Eukaryota; Fungi; Ascomycota; Leotiomycetes; Helotiales; Pleuroascaceae. Gene Ontology annotation, biological process: DNA-templated transcription.
AUGAGCCUCCCGGAGACCGUGGUGUCUUGGAGUAUGGCGCAUCGAGGGCAAUUUGAUGGCCGCCUAACCGAAAGAGGAAACGCGGGGAGCGGGGAGCGGGCAUCGGGCGAAGUCAAGGGAAGGAACGACCAGCCCGGACUCCGCGACGAUAGGGGAGAGCGCGGAUGCACGUGUGCUAUCAUCCAAAGCACAUGUACCUAUGGCACUAGACCCCACAAUAUCACGCCGUCUCGUUUCCGUCGCGGCGGGCUAAUCCGCAGGUCAAAAGCUUCAAAAGCUCUCCCGGUCCCCGAACUUCGUCUCAGCGUCGCUCCAACCCUCCCGCCGUUUGUCCGCAUCCCCACAACUGACCCCCCCACAUUCCGCACGUCUCCACGCGUCCAAGGCAUGGAGAGGGCCGAAGCCGAGCAUGGGCUCGAAAGAGCAGAGUCCAAUACUCGGACGUCUGUUAGCGAAGAGAAAGACACCCCAGCUUGUUGCACAUGUCGAUAUGAUCAACAAAAGCAGAAACCCGGAAUCAAGACUGGUGUGAUUGAGAGCUUGAGUCGACGACUAGAGCUCCUGGAGAAUCUCCUCCUCGAUGGCGGAGGCAAUCCAAAAGCUGGACCGGUCCCUAGUGAUCAACCUGGUUGCAUAUAUCAUGCAUCUCUAUUGCUUGCCAAGGAGUUACAAGUCAAUGUGGAGAGUUCGGGGAAAUAUCUCUCGUCCAGUGAAGUAGCUCCGAAAGGUCCCUCCAGACGCAACUGCCUGCAAGAUACCGAAUUUGUAUUCAGUGCAGGAGACCAGGCUCCAUCGAGUGAGCAGCCGUCCAAGAAGAGAAAAACCAAUCAUGAGCGUUCUGAAUAUAAUUUACUACAACGGAACUGGGGCAAUGCUGAGGAUAGUAGACCGUCUUUAUUACCAUCAGGAAGGGUACUGAAUCUCGUCGUUGAUACAUUCUGUUCAACCGUUCAUCCGUGGAUACCGUUCAUUCAUCUUGACCGGUUCAGAGAACAAUUUAAUGAUGCAGAGAGGAGGCCCGACCUCGAGAUAAUAUUACAUGCUAUGAUAUUUGCGACAUUGAGGUAUUUAAAGGAUGAGGAAACCAAUAUGGAACAAUCUGAGAUCGCCUGUCAGGUUCAAUUGUCUCGGAAUGUGGUAAUGCUUACUGCUACCGACCGCUUGACAACUCAGAAUAUUCAAGCCUUGAUUAUAGUAGCUUUCCAUGACGUUGGUUCUGGGAAUAUUUCCCGAGCUUGGCCUAUCAUUGGAUCUUUAACAAGAACAGUAGAGUAUUUGCAGCUCACGGUCGAAGCCGAUGAAAUGCAACAGUAUUCGCUUUCAACACCACUUGCAUUGCUUGACAAGCCUCAAGAUUGGACCGAGUCGGAGAACAGGAGAAGGAUCUUUUGGAACGUCUUCCUGUUAGACAGUUGGAAUACGAGUCUCACGUCCGAUGAUGUUCGUCGUAGAUUGCCAUGCGAUGGAGGGCUUUGGCAACAUAGAGAGGAAGCAGUAGUAACACCAUACUUUGGGAUAUGGAGUAAAUCAGCUGCGAGGAUCGGAAAUCAUAUUGCAUACAUACCCGCACAUUAUCCCAGUCCAGAUCAUCCAGUCGAUACCAGAAGUCCCAAUGGAAUUGCUGAUUUUGGCUCCGUGGAUACAUCGAAGUUAGGAGCAUUUGCAUAUCACAUCGAAGCAACAGAAUCCUUAAGCCAGGUUACAUCAUUCUUCUUACAACAGAAAGUCGACUUUCGAAAUCGCCAGGAAGCUGGAAGCUGGCUCACACGCUUCAAAGAGCUCGAUCUUCGGCUCGUGCACUGGAAGAUGUUCCUCCCUCAGAAAUGGAAAGACUCGAAUAUUUCCCGCGACAAGGCGUUCAUCAAUAUGGAUCCAAAUCUUACAAUGGCGCAUAUCACUCAUAACACGUCAAUGAUUCUUCUCCAUCAGCACAUCGCAUACCCUCCUCGAGAAUGGGCGGAGCUGAUCAGACUUCCUAGCUCGUGCAGUGCAGGAACUUGUGAAUCCGCAGCAGUAGAGACAGCAUGUAUUAGCGAAAAGUAUCUCAAGUACACAGAUGUCGGGAUCGUAAGCAGCCAAUUCGCACUCUGUGCUUUCGUCGCCGCCCGCGUUCUUCUCGUUCAUUGGCAAUACUAUCAAACAACUCUCCUCCCUGAGUUCUUUAGCCUUCUAGCCAGCCUCGAGAAUAUGUCCAAGCGCUGGCGCGGCCCACACGCACCACAACAAGGCUUUCCGUCGUCGACUCAAGAUACAGUCUCAGACCUGGAUAUGGCUGGCCAAUACCGCGUGUAUCUGCAAUCUUUACAUCGGCAAUGUACCAGUUCUCCUGAUUUCCGUAUGGACACUAACCUCAGUGGCCUCUUGCCUCCUCUGGUACAGUCAAGGACCGUGGAGAGCGUCACGCUUUCUCCGUCGUUGACAACGAGCUCAGCACCGAGAUACCAGGCCAAGACGUCUAACGGCGUGCAGAGUCAAGCUAAGCUAGAUACUCCACAACGAAUACAACACUCCCAAUCGCAGCCUCAAACACAGCCCUCCUAUUACGUCAGUCCGACACCAUAUACAUCCUCUUCCAUACCUGCCAUAUCCUCCUCCUCCACUGCGAUACAAGCCCAUUCCCCAACUCUGCCCUUACAAAAUCCACUACAAUCUCAUCCGCCAGCAGCCGAAAAUUUCGCUCCAUCAUCGCACCACCGCCCCGCCCCUUCAUAUUACUCCACCACAGACCUCCAGGCGCCUGUUUCCAGCGUCUGUGCUUCGCAUAACACCCCAGACUUAAACGGAAGAAUACCAAACGCACACAACCCGGAUUCUAUCAUUAGUAUUCCAAGCAGCAUGAAUCUUGGUAUCGUUGAUGAAAACAACACCAUCGAUGAACACGGUAUUGAUUCCCUGACUCAGAUGUCGAAUCUCCUGCUGGGACAGCAGUUUCUGGAGAUGGACCGAGUGAUUACAUUUGAGGAGACAGAUUUCACGAUUGAGAUGAAUUUGGAGGCUUGGGGGGGUUCAUGA